Messenger RNA from Phytomonas sp. EM1, 1860 nucleotides. The record is from the annotation of a GenBank genome assembly. Lineage: Eukaryota; Euglenozoa; Kinetoplastea; Trypanosomatida; Trypanosomatidae.
AUGAUGUUAUCCGGUAACGGGACGGGGCCGGAUUAUUUCCGCGAUUUAUCGCUGAGCGCGGGGAUGGGGAAUCGAACACCGUCGAUGAUGCAGAACGACGUGGAUAACGCCCCUUGCGGGGGUUCUUUCUACGACAGCCUCUCCAAACACGGCGACAGCUUCCCGAUGCAAGGGGGCCCGUAUGGGAGUUUUCGAAAGGCCUUCCCGGCGACCCCCGCGAACCCCGCAGGGGGGGUGAAACGGUUCAUCAAACCCGCCGAUCCGGCGGGGCCUCGCCGUAGGGGUGAAACCAGCUCCCCAGGCGACGACGCCGCCGCGACGUUGCAGCGCUACGACAGCACGAAUAAACUCCAGCGGCAGUACUCCAUCGCCGGGCAGUUCUACCGAUUCAACAACGCGAAUUUCCCCCGCGGUGGGGGGAUGCCCGGGUUUGGCGGGAACCUCUCACGCGCCGCGAUGUGCCCGAAGCCGCAGCUUGCCUCGAACCUCAAACUCAACGCCCAGAAUGGGAGCAUUUACGGGAUGAACGUCACCUCGCUGAACGCGCAGGCCUUCGGGCAGCGCCGCCUCGGGAGCGAUCCGAAACGGCGAUCCUUCCACAGCAUCGGCGAGGGCACCUCGCAGACCUCACCGUCGGCGGGAAGUCUCCCGUUGGAGCGGAAAGACAGCCAAAAACGGGUUGGGAUGUAUUUUAAAAAGGUGAACCACGAGCGAGAUGGGAUGGAAUACCGCAAGGAAGGGGAGACCACCGAGUCCACGCGGAAUCCGGACUACAAGUCCGACGGCUCCUCCCAGGUGUGUUAUGUGAAGCCGAUUUUGCUCUACGAGGCGGAAGUGAGCCCGCGGGGGGGAGGGGGGGAGAGCAGCGUGGAGAUUGACGGCUGCACGGUGCGCUACUCGAAGGCCCCACAGGAAGAGAUUCACAAGUACGACAUGUCCGACGUCGUCUGCGUGAAGAUCGCGAGUGAUGUGGAGGUGCAGAGCGACUCGUUGGAUGAGAUUCGCGAGCAUUUUUUGUGUGGGAGCAACGUGAGUAUGAUUAUGGCCGAUAUGGACGGCGCGGCGACCAACCCCCAGACGUGGUUUUCAUGGUUAGCGCUGAAAUACGUCGUGAAGGAGACCUUUGCGCGGUUGGAUAGCCAUUCGGAGUUCACGAUGUCGGCGUGUUUGCUUCAAGACGAUCAGGUGAUGGAUCUUUUCGGCGAUGGCAACCUCCAAUUUGAACCGCUGAAAGUCGCGGAAAGCCCGUAUUUCGGCAACGUCGCGCACGGCCUCACCUACAUCGCCAUCGACAGCGCCAAGAGCUUUAACCAGUCCCUCAGCCGAUGCCUCGCCGCUGCCGGUAAGCAGAUGGAAAGGAACAAGGAUGAGGAGCAAGGGAUCAUCUUAAUCACCUCCCUGCUGAAGCAAAUCCGCACCUCAAAGAGCGGGAAUAAGGAUGUGUGGAUCUCUUCUAUCUUCUCGACCGGCGUCGGGGAUGGGAUUAUUCAUUACAACCGGAUUCUCGAUAAGAACCCUGCCGAGCCGCGCGCGGUUUUUUACGCGGCGCUGCACCGCUCGGUGUACAGCACCGCAAUCUUUUCGUUGCGCGAGCGUAGCCAAGGGUUAUAUCAAUGCCUCUCCACCCUCCAGCGCUUCAGUAAGGUGGAAACGCGUAAACCAAAAGUGAAUAGCGUCUCUAUGUUCAUCCAUUUCGCCGAAAUGACUAUUGCAAAGAUGAAGGAGGAUAUGCAAGCGGCCCAAAAUACGCCUCGCUACCCGAUGAUCGUGAAGUUUCUAGAGAAGAUGGAGAUCAUGCUUGCGGAUUCAAGGGAGAUGCUGGAGUCCCCUGAAAGCUGCAUUCCGAAGACGUAUAUGUAG